This is a messenger RNA of Linepithema humile (Argentine ant), 4952 nucleotides long. Its product is annotated as cilia- and flagella-associated protein 298. Gene Ontology annotation, molecular function: sodium channel regulator activity. The record is from RefSeq and is a predicted model, not a curated record. Gene Ontology annotation, biological process: regulation of sodium ion transport; regulation of cilium movement. Gene Ontology annotation, cellular component: plasma membrane. Lineage: Eukaryota; Metazoa; Arthropoda; Insecta; Hymenoptera; Formicidae.
UCCGUCGGCGCCGCGGCCAGGACGAAAGCUCGCACGCGCGGACUUCGCUCUCGCCGUAGGAAGCCUGCCGAUGGAAGCUCGUCGCUGAAAGCGCACGCUAUGCGGACCCCGUCGUGAUCCACGAAUCGCGGGACAGUAUAUUAUUUCUUUGCCUGGUUCCCUCUUGCCCGACCUUUCUUUCCCUCCCCUUCUCUCUGACCAACCCUCCGGCUUUAUCCAUUCCCUCGGCAGCGGCCAGGGCGUCGUGACGGCAGCGUCGCGGUUGGUUCGCGUAUCGCGGGGACAAAUGUGUACGGUGAGCAGCAGUGUGACGUAGUGCGGCGAAGUAGGAGAGGACGAAGAGAUCGGCAGGAGGGCAGAGGAGCGAGGAACGCGGGAAGAGGAGCAGGAGGUGGAUGAUGAUGAGGGGGCACAGGAAGAGGGCGCCGAGCCCCGAUGCAUUCGCAUCUUCUACAUAGGGGAUCGUUCCGUCUCUUCGACGUCCGACGUGACGACGGGCAGCGAGCACGCCGGGGGACGACGACGAGGACGACGACGUCGCUUAGGAGCCUCCAGCACGAAACCAGCACUGCCGUUUGUUCUCCGAGAUGGCGGACGAAAAGGAGAAGCAGACGUUCCUGCAGAAGCUGCUGUUCUACACGACCGCGUUCUUCAUCCUCCUCAGCACCUUCAGCCUCUUCGCCUUCCUCUUCUUGGUCCCCUUCGUUAUUGACCCCGCUUUCACCACCAUCUUCAUGCAGUUCGACACUCGACCCGCCGAGUGCGUCACCAUCGAUGUUGAGUCCAAAAGAGGUACGAGCAAUUGCUCAUGGACGUCCUGUAGAGAGGGUUGCACGAAGGAGCUGUACGAUUGCACGCAAAUACUCGUCAACUAUAAGCUACCGGAAAACGUGUCCGAAGGGACAGGCGGGGAAGGCGGAGCGGUAGGAGGUGUCGAGGACGACGAAGAGAGCAAGCGGAUGCCGCGUUACGAGCGUUCCUUAGGCGAAUACGUCGAGGAGCUCAACGAGAACUUCGUCGAGGACGAUGAGACCGGACUGCCGAAACCUUUCCCUACAGGUCUCAUGGGCAACGACUCCGAGUGGUACUUCACCGGGGCCAAGCUGUUCCCCAACGUAAAAGGCUGUGGAUACCCUCCAAUGCUGAAUUGCAGUAUUUUCUAUCGGCAGUACGCCAACAUAGGGCAGAACUUUAGCUGUUACUACUCGAAAGUGGACCCCGGAAUUGUCAUCAGCGAUCUCGAUAUGUGGCAGGUGUACAUGAACCUCGUGUACGCGAUGGCGAUUCCGAUACCGUCUUUCAUAAUCUCGGUGAUAUACCUCACCAUCGCCUACUUCAAGAUCUACAACGAAGACGAGGAGGUCCUCGUAGGCGGCGAAGAGGGUGAGGAAGGGGAGGAAGGGGACGGGGACGACGGUACACCCUUGCCGCCAACUAGCGGUGCAUUAACGCCCGGAAGUGAAGCCUUCAGGGAAGAUUUGGCGAGCUUCGGGCAUCAACUCAAGGUCGCGAUGGCCGACGACAUCAGCAGGGAAAGUCUUGAUGGGAUUCCUAACUCGCUCUCUGUUCAGGGAAACUUGAGCAAGACGAUGACGACGAGUAUCUCAACUCCCCCUGGGCCGACAGCAGCAGUCUGAAGCGACACUUUCAAGGUCUGAAUAAUAUCUCGUGGAGACCACACUAAGCGAUUUCCAUCGCGUCCGUAAAAAGGCAGAAUGUUACGGUGGCCGAAGAAGCUUUAUUGACCGAGGAAGAGCCACGUUAUCUUUCUCUCUCAGGAUCGACUUAUAAAAAUCCACCUUUGCGAUUUCAUUCGGAGUGAACCAGAGGCAUACUCGGUUACUCGAGUAAACUCGAAUCGUACGCGAAUAGACGAUGAUUAAAGGGAACGCUGACAAAUCUGCCAUUCUCUUAUCGUAAAUCUGUCCCCGUAAAAGCGCCGAUUAUAAUCCACAGAUGUUACGACGAGAUAUUUUGCGACAGACUUUUUUCCUACUCGAUAAUAGCUCAACUACGAAGUCGCGCGUGUUGAUAAUUCUGUCAUCCGCUCGUACCCGAGAUCAGUCCUUCGAAUGCGGAAUCCCAAGUGCGAUGCUCGUAUUAUGCGCCAGAAAAGCUCCUCGUUUCUUGCAAACGUUCAAACGUUGGCACGCGGCCGCCGUUAUUCCGCGCGCCGAUUUGAUUUACCUCGCACGAUGCCUUCUUCUUGUCUAAGUGCGACUACUCGUGGUCCGAUAUCAAUUCGCGAAUCUCGUGCCUGUAUAUCGCAUUUCGCAAACACGAAGUAUCUGUCCUUACGUCGUAUACAAGCGUUCACUGUAUAUUUUUGAACGAUUUUCAAUGUAUCGCGGCGGCAGGUGAUCGUCCUGCGUAGAGAGGAAGUAAAUCCAUCAUUUUGAAAGCCACGUGAGUCCUGAAUUUGCGCUAUAUUUUUGAAUUGAAAAAUUUCAACGUCAAACGUAAAGAAUAAGCUUGGUUAUAAAUCUUUGUCGAGUCAAAUUCAGAAUUCUUGUUAUACAAACAACAGAUCCUUUUGUAAUACAUUUUUCAUUAACGAAUUUGAUUGCCGACGUCAACGGACUCGUGUUUUCAAAACGAUCGAUAUGAAUUCGUGCAACGAAGCGCACACCGAGUAAACGCACCCUCUGGUUCACUCAACGAUACCGAGCGGAUAUAUUCCAUUCGAGGAACGCAGAGGAAGGGAAAAGCGCGAGGCGAGGCUCGACUCGCGGCAUCACGCUAUCUAUAUAUUAAAAGUCACGAGUUCUAAGGACUAAAAAACUUAAUCAGUAAAAUUAAUGAGCUAAAUACCGCUAACGUUACGAAUAUUAUCAGGUAAUUCGCUUGCUGUGUGAUCAUGAUGCGUCCACUCACGUGCAUCGUAGAACACUUUUAUCAGACACCGACGACACUAAACGUCCGUUUCACUCCUCUAAACCGGCGACACGCUUUCGCAAGCAGAAAAAAAAAAACGAACGCGAGAUUUUCGCAAGAGUCCACCACCCCGCACCCCGGUUGCGGCCUCGUCCAUAUACUACGAUCUCCACACGCACAAAUUCCAACGUUUUUUCAGGUACCUGACUGACACACACGCUCGAAGGAAACGUAGGUACCUUCGCGAGUCUCACUGCAUAUAUGCGCGCUUAGAUCAAUACACGGGGCGAAGAAAUAUCCGCUACAACACGAGAGAGAGAGAGUGCUUCGACGAGUCGCAACUAAAAUACGGUCUGUUGUCUUUAGUUGCGCUCACCUAUUUUUUUUUUUUGUACUUCAACACGACGUAUACUUUGCAGAAAGCGGGACGAGGAAACGAAUGUUAGGAGCGUGACGAAGAGGCAGACCUAUCGUCACUAAAAAAAUUCUUUCCGUACCGAUUGUAUUCCGACGUUAUAUUUUUACAAGAUGUUCGAAGCACUCCAAUUGUUUGUAAGUUUAGAUGAAUAUGUCUGUCAAAGGGCUAAUAUACGUAUUCGAGCGCAGUUUUCUAAAUCGUGUGACCUGGAUAUUAAGCAUCAGUCGUAAUGAGCUUCGUGCUACUCCUCAGACUUAAAAAGUACGGCUUGUCUUAUUAUCAUCUUAAUGUCAACCGUGAACGCGAUUAGCUAUACGUUAUGAUUUUGUAAAGUGUUAACGUCGCCUGGAAUAUCGACCAAACGUUUGCCGCAUGGAAACUAUCCCUUGGAACACUCGAGUAAUACUUCAAGACGUCUGAGUGUCUAAUCCUAGCGUUUGUAUCGAAACUUCGAGCACUUUGCUCAAAGCGAAUAAAUUAUUUGCAAUCCCUUACGAACACUUGGAGCCUUUACCAUUUGAAAAGAUUGGCGUUCCAUGUGGCAUUAAAGGGGGCGAAAUGUAGAAAAAAUAUCAUAUUAACUAUCGCUCGAUUCACGUUUUCGGAAUUCGUGCUAUUCCUGCGAUCAUCACACACAGAGCAACAUGCAUACACAUACACGACACACACCGUCACGAAAGGCACAUUUUACAUACAUUGGUAAUCUAUGGGAAAAAAAGAUAAUUGAAUUGUUUUUAUGGAUUAAGAACAAGUUGUCUGUGAUCUACAAUAAUUAAAAGAAUAUUUAAUAAGUAUUAACAGAUAAAAGUAUAAUUGAGAUAAUGUUGAACGAUGGAGGAAAGAAAUAAUCGAAGGACGAUCGGAUUUUAUUGGUACAAGUUGAGCGCAGAUUUCCCGAGGCAUUGGUAGAGCAAUACGAUAGCGAAAGGGAGGAAUAAAAUAUCGCAUAAAAAUUAAAAAGUCACCGCAAAGGAAUUCUAGAAGAAAAAAAAAAGAGGUAUAUUAUAUAUAAUUAUAACAAAAUAGAGACUUAUUAUAUGAUAGAGCACGCAACGUCUGAACAUUUAAAUCGCUGCUGUUAAUCUGCAAACUAACUCGCGAUAUAAAAACGAAGAUGCGUGCUGCGUUCGGAUAGUACCAAUAAAAAAAAAAAAUAUAUGGAUAUAUUACAUAGCACUUGACCGUCGCGGCUAAAAGUAUAUAGGAUUAGAUAGAUUUAUAGAAGCGCAAAACACCAAAAAUCGUUCCUUCCACCCGCUCCGGCCGUGUAUUCGAUUAUCGAUUUUAAAUAUAUCGCAUCUCAUAUGUGAAGUCAAAGCUCUGUGAAUUUGUAAAAGCGCACCUCAGAACGCAAUUAGCAUCGUCAUUUUACUAAAUGAAAAGGAAACACAAAAAAGGAACUAUAUAUAUAUAAAAAAAAAAUAGCCGUACCAUCACUAAAUAAUGAGUUAUUCAACGAGUGUUGUCGCAAAGAUGUUCGAGAUAAUUUUUGUACAGUUUCUGGCACACACGAGAAGAACGUGCAACAUCGUCGUCUUUAUAUUUAUGUACAUUUCAAUUAUUAUAAAUUUUUCGAUAUUAUUAUCGAACUAUGAUCGAUUUCGUGUGAAAGUGUAUAUGGCUUUUUCUGCGGUUAACAAUAAAAUGUUGUCAAAGCUUU